UUGUGCAAACUCCAGUCUAGCGCUAGUUGAAUCUUUUUUACAUUUACUGAUUUCAUAAGUUAGUAGAUUUUUUUAUGCAUCGGUCUCCAAAAAUGCCUCCGGCCAAAAAAGUCUCUACCAAAAAAACGAUGGAAUCUGUUGUAGAAGAGAAAACUGAAGCGGUUUCUAUUGAUCGUGAAAAAACUUGUCCUCUUUUACUUAGAGUUUUCUUAAAUAAUGGAAGACAUCAUUCACUUAGUGAAUUUGUAAGAGGAAAUGUUCCACCCAAUGAGCUUCAGAUUUACACUUGGUUGGAUGCUACCUUAAAAGAAUUGACUAAUUUAGUGAAAGAAGUCAACCCAGAUGCUCGGCGUAAAGGAACUUUCUUUGAUUUUGCUCUAGUCUUUCCAGAGGCAAGAGGUCCUGGAUAUAGAAUGAGAGAAAUUGGAAGAACAUGCUCUGGAGAAAAGUUUCCUGAUGAUAACAAAACAUUAGCAUCAUGCAGAUUUCAAAUUGGAGAUUAUUUAGACAUUGCCAUUACCCCUCCUACUUACAGAGGGCAUGAAAGUCGCCGAGGAAGGCAAAAUGCAUACUAAAUAGUAGUAUAUUUUGACCUUUUAACUCAAUUUGCUUGUUUUCUGAUUUUGGAAAAUGUACAUAUAUGCUUUGUUAAUAAAUCAUCAUCUUUUUUUUU
This is a messenger RNA of Argiope bruennichi, 673 nucleotides long. Its product is annotated as histone deacetylase complex subunit SAP18-like. Gene Ontology annotation, molecular function: transcription corepressor activity; transcription factor binding. Gene Ontology annotation, biological process: negative regulation of DNA-templated transcription. The transcript has 4 exons. The record is from RefSeq and is a predicted model, not a curated record. The coding region runs from base 75 to 575 and encodes 166 amino acids. Lineage: Eukaryota; Metazoa; Arthropoda; Arachnida; Araneae; Araneidae. Gene Ontology annotation, cellular component: nucleus.